UCCAGCUCGCGCUGCGCAGGCGCGGACUCUCUCCUUGUCAGUCGGGCGCCUCGUGCCGGCGGAGGCUCAGUAGUAGCAGCGGCGGCGGCGACCCGUCUUCAGCACCAUGAGCAGCUUCAGCAGCGAGGAGCGCGCCGCGCCCUUCACCCUGGAGUACCGCGUCUUCCUCAAAAAUGAAAAAGGGCAGUAUAUAUCUCCAUUUCAUGAUAUUCCAAUUUAUGCAGAUAAGGAUGUGUUCCACAUGGUUGUUGAAGUUCCACGUUGGUCCAAUGCAAAAAUGGAGGUAAUGUUUCAUCUAUCUCAAGGAGAUUUAACAUGGGAAGACCCAGGACACAAUGACAAACAUACUGGGUGCUGUGGUGACAAUGACCCAAUUGAUGUUUGUGAAAUUGGAAGCAAGGUAUGUGCAAGAGGUGAGAUAAUCAGAGUGAAAGUUUUGGGCAUAUUGGCUAUGAUUGAUGAAGGAGAAACGGACUGGAAAGUUAUUGCCAUUAAUAUGGAUGAUCCUGAUGCAGCCAAUUACAAUGAUAUUAGUGAUGUUGAACGGCUGAAACCUGGAUAUCUAGAAGCGACUGUGGACUGGUUUAGAAGGUACAAGGUUCCAGAUGGAAAACCAGAAAAUGAGUUUGCUUUCAAUGCAGAAUUUAAAGAUAAGGCCUUUGCAGUUGAUAUUAUUAAAAGCACUCAUGACUAUUGGAAAGCAUUAGUGACUAAGAAAACAGAUGGAAAAGGAAUCAGUUGUAUGAAUACAACAGUGUCUGAGAGCCCCUUCAAGUGUGAUCCUGAUGCUGCCAAGGCCAUUGUGGAUGCUUUACCACCCCCAUGUGAAUCUGCAUGCACAGUACCAACAGAUGUGGAUAAAUGGUUCCAUCACCAGAAAAACUGAUACAAUUUCUCUGGAGUACAAGCUGAUUUUCUGCAUCCUAUUCAUCUGGAAGUAUUAGAAGUAAAAGUAGUAGCUUCUCAAAGCUUUAAAUUUAUAGACUCAUCUGACUAAUGCAAAUUCUGCUGUGACCCAAUCCAGUCUAUUCAGAAUGUUUUGUCUAGAGGCAUUUUACAUAUGCCAACUAAGGUAACUUUUAGUACAUCUUAGCUGUGGGGGCAGGGUGGUUUGGAAGUCAUUUGUGAACAGAUGUGCAAUUGGAGCACAGGUGAGGUGUACGUGUGUACCAUGUGUUAGGAAAUAAAGUUAUUUUGCUGAAA
This is a messenger RNA of Dipodomys ordii (Ord's kangaroo rat), 1203 nucleotides long. RefSeq names its product pyrophosphatase (inorganic) 1 (gene Ppa1). NCBI's taxonomy places the organism in Eukaryota, Metazoa, Chordata, Mammalia, Rodentia, Heteromyidae. Bases 107 to 886 code for a protein of 259 amino acids. Gene Ontology annotation, biological process: phosphate-containing compound metabolic process. Gene Ontology annotation, molecular function: magnesium ion binding; inorganic diphosphate phosphatase activity. Gene Ontology annotation, cellular component: extracellular exosome; cytoplasm. The record is from RefSeq and is a predicted model, not a curated record. The transcript has 10 exons.